Messenger RNA from Drosophila nasuta, 1314 nucleotides. It is a transcript of the gene Gr93a, whose product is annotated as Gustatory receptor 93a. NCBI's taxonomy places the organism in Eukaryota, Metazoa, Arthropoda, Insecta, Diptera, Drosophilidae. The record is from RefSeq and is a predicted model, not a curated record. The coding region runs from base 22 to 1311 and encodes 429 amino acids. Gene Ontology annotation, biological process: male courtship behavior; chemosensory behavior; sensory perception of taste. Gene Ontology annotation, cellular component: membrane; neuronal cell body; dendrite. The transcript is spliced from 2 exons.
UAGCUCAGUCAAUGCCUGGCCAUGAAUGCCACAGCUAGUGGCAAGGAUAUCUGGUCGCGUCGCCUGCUCAUUGGUCUCUAUCGUGCCGCCCGCUGCUUGUCGCUGCUCUCAUGUCGCCUCGAUGUGGAACGCAAUCACAUUGAGCUGAAGGCGCCACGUCAGCAAUGCAAUCGAUUGUUGACCAUCAUUUGGCGCAGCAUUCUCGUCAACAUCUAUUGGACCAUCAUACCCGAUGUGUUUCUCCGAGCCCGCAAAACCGAGAGUUAUGCGGAUGUGUUUGCCAUGUUGCAAUCGGCCUCGGUGAUCCUUUUUGCCGUUGGCUCCUUUAUUGUUCAGGUGUGCGCUGAAUCGCGUUUCAUUGUCAUAUUGAAUCGCUAUAUCGCACUCUAUGGCCGCAUCUGUGCGUUGACUCAAUCGCCGGAGUUGUUUCCGCUCAAGUUCAGUGUGUUCUAUGCGUUGAAGUUGCUGCUGACAAUCGGUGGCUGUCUCUAUGAGUUGCCACAGCUGUUGCCGAUGCGGCACAUUCUGCAUGGCGAUGUGGGACACAUUCUCACCGGCAUCAUUGGCAUUUACAUGUGGAUGGGCACGCUCUUUAUGCUCGACGCCUGCUUUCUGGGCUUUCUCGUCUCUGGCGUCUUCUAUGAGCAGAUGGGCGCUCACAUUGGCGCAAUGCUGCUGGGCAUGCGUUCCAUCGAUCUCAUGGAUGAUGAGACUUCGCAAACGAAGUCGCUUCCUCAACGCUACAGUCAUUAUAGACGCAUGUGUUUGCUGUGCGAUCGUGCCGAUGAACUGGAGGCAUGUGGCAGCAUCUACAGUGAACUGUAUCAAGUGACGCUCAGUUUUCGCAGCAUUUUCCAAUUUCAAAUCUUCUUCUACAUCUAUUACAAUUUCAUUGUGUUGCUGCUAAUGCUCUACGAAUACAUCUGGAACUAUUUGGAUGAUGGCCAUGAGGCAACGGAUCUGGUGCCGUUUAUCAUGGUUGCCAUCAAGCUGGGCAACAUUGUGCUGCUAAUCAUGUGUGCCGACUAUACGAUCAAAAAGUCACAGUUGCCACAGAUGAUGCCACUCGAUAUUGUCUGCACCGACAUCGAUCAGCGUUGGGACAAUAGCGUGGACAUGUUUCUCAGUCAACUGCAGACGCAGCAAUUGGAGAUCAAAGUGAUGGGCAUUUUGCAGUUGAACAACGAAUUUAUUCCAACCAUUCUGUCGGCCAUCAUCACGUAUCUGUUCAUCUUGAUUCAAUUCGGUUUUACCGGUGGCUUUGAUGUGGUUGAGGAAAUUGCCAAGCGCAAUUUGUCAGCGAGAAACUAAAGA